AUGUCCAGCUCAAGCAUCAAACUUGGAGAUGAUUUUCUUCACGUCCCAAAACUUAUUGUGGACGGAGAAAAUUGGAUGACCUACAAGGAUAGGUUGUUGUGGUCCAUCGAUGCUCGCGGGUUCCUUGGUCACCUAGAGGGUACCGAGAAGAAACCAGUAGACCCCUCAACAUUGUUGGGAAGAGGAGCAUUGUGGACACCAACCACAUCAGAUGAGGUUAGGGAGCUCACACAAAUAGCCGGCACGAGACCUGACUCUCUGUUUAUACAAGUUGAAAACUUGGAAACAGCAGGAGAAAUCUUCAAGUACCUAUCCAAUCUCUUCAAAAAGCAGUCUCGAGUUGUGUCCAUUGAGCUAUUGCAAAAGCUGCAGGACCAGAAAUGCUCUGAGAAGGGCAACAUCCGAGAGCACUUUGACAAACUGCGCGUCAUCAAAGAGUAG
This is a messenger RNA of Suillus bovinus, 441 nucleotides long. RefSeq lists its product as uncharacterized. NCBI's taxonomy places the organism in Eukaryota, Fungi, Basidiomycota, Agaricomycetes, Boletales, Suillaceae. The coding region runs from base 1 to 441 and encodes 146 amino acids. The transcript is spliced from 2 exons. The record is from RefSeq and is a predicted model, not a curated record.